AUGAUACCUAUGUACUUGUGUGUCCCGUAGGAUUCAAAACCUACAAAUUCGCCUAUCGCAAUCUACUCACCAUAGCGGAUCGUCUAAAAAGAUGGCACAUCUCCUCUUUCUUUGUGUUCUCUUCUCUACAUUGUUAUAUUCGCAAGCCGCAGCUCCUGCUAGACCUGCGUAUUUUGACGGGUUGCUCGCGAAUGGCAACUUCGAAGAAGGGCCAAAACCUUCAAACCUCAAGAAAACUGUAAUCAUAGGAAAGUACUCGUUACCUAAAUGGGUAAUAUCUGGCAUGGUAGAGUACGUUUCUGGUGGGCCCCAACCAGAUGGGUUCUACUUUGCGAUCCCACGUGGGGCCCAUGCAGCAAGACUUGGCAAUGAAGCCACCAUAUCCCAAGCUAUUAACUUGAAGCCAGGUAAGGUGUACUCCCUCACAUUUGCCGCCACACGGACUUGUGCUCAAGAUGAAGUCCUAAGGGUCUCGGCCGCUAAUCGCUCAAGUGACCUUCCCAUUCAAACUUUGUAUAGUAGUGAUGGAGGGGACACUUAUGCUUUUGCUUUUGUGGCUACUUCAAGGAAGACAGUGGUCACUUUUCAUAACCCGGGGGUUCAAGAGGACCCCGCUUGCGGACCUCUCUUGGAUGCCAUUGCAAUCAAGGAGAUGCCUCCUCUAAGAUACGCCGCAGGAAACUUGGUGAAAAAUGGCGGUUUUGAGAUCGGUCCUCAUGUGUUCAAGAACUACUCAACUGGAGUCCUACUGUUGCCCAAAAUACAUGACAUAAUAUCCCCACUCCCUGGAUGGAUCGUCGAAUCACUCAAACCAGCAAAAUACGUAGACUCCAAACACUUCUCGGUGCCAACAGGCCUCGCAGCUAUUGAGUUAGUAGGAGGGAGAGAAACCGCAAUUGCGCAAAUCAUCCGGACUGUGCCCAACAAGGCCUAUAGCCUAUCUUUCACCAUUGGAGAUGGGAAGAACGACUGCCACGGGUCGAUGAUGGUGGAGGCUUUUGCAGCAAAAGAAACAGUGAAAGUAAAGCAUGAAUCUACAGGAAAGGGCGCGUUUACGCCAGCAAACCUCAAGUUCAUUGCUACAUCCACGAGGACAAGACUCACAUUUUACAGUGCCUUUUACCACACUAAGUUAAAUGACUACGGUCAUUUUUGUGGUCCGGUUUUGGACGAUGUCAAGGUUUGGCAUGUCUAGAAGCACAUGAUGAACGCAACUAAUAGAUUAAAACGACCCGGAUUGGAUCUUGUAUACGGUUUUUAUAUGAUAUUUUAUUAGAGUGUAACAAUCGGAUCCAGCCGUAAGAUAGUCAUUUAUGUAUUAUUAAGGGUCAUUAAUUAAGAAGAUUGUUGUGUAUCAUAAUGAAUAAAAUGUGUGAUUUUAGUGUUA
This is a messenger RNA of Helianthus annuus (common sunflower), 1387 nucleotides long. RefSeq lists its product as uncharacterized. The transcript is spliced from 3 exons. The coding region runs from base 92 to 1195 and encodes 367 amino acids. The record is from RefSeq and is a predicted model, not a curated record. Lineage: Eukaryota; Viridiplantae; Streptophyta; Magnoliopsida; Asterales; Asteraceae.